AUGAUGAAACUCAUAAAUCGAUCAGAACCUGCACUACAUAUUAAUGAAAUUGAUGUUAAUGAUAAAUAUAAAUUUCUUAAACAAAUUGGCAAAGGUAGUUACGGCGAGGUAUGGCUUGUUCUACCGUUACGUCAUUCUACAUCAUCCAAAUCUAGCACAAAACAAUAUGUACUUAAACGAUUAGAUCUUCGUCUACAAUCAAAUGAAACAACACAAAAUGACAUAGAAAGUGCUGAACGUGAAGCUAAACUAUUAUCAACAUUAAAACAUCCAAAUAUUGUUGCUUAUACUGAAUCAUUUCGUUCAAAUGAUGGUUUUCUCAAUAUAGUCAUGGCAUAUUGUGAAGGUGGAGAUUUAUAUACAAAAUUAAAAGAAAGGAAAGCCAAUAAACAACCACUAACCGAAAAUCAGAUUGUUGAAUGGUUUGUACAGAUUUGUAUGGCUUUACAAUAUAUGCAUGAUAAAAGUAUUUUACAUCGAGAUUUGAAAACUCAAAAUAUAUUUUUAACUAAAAAUGAAAUCGUUAAAGUUGGAGAUCUAGGAAUUGCAAGAGUAUUAGAAUCGGGAAAUGAUUUAGCAACAACAAUUAUCGGAACACCAUAUUAUAUGAGUCCAGAAAUAUUUUCUAACAAGCCAUAUGGACAAAAGUCUGAUAUUUGGGCACUUGGCUGUUGUGUUUAUGAAAUGACAACACUUGAACAUGCAUUCAAUGCAAAAGAUAUGAAUUCACUUAUGUUAAAAAUAAUUCGUGGACAAAUACCACAAACAUCAAAAAGAUAUAGUGAACCAUUAACAGCUUUGAUUAAAUUGAUGCUCAGUAAAAAUCCAGAUAAUCGUCCAACAGCAAAAAAGAUUCUACAAAAUCCUUAUAUCAAACGACAUAUUAUGCGAUUAUUAGAAAAAACUAAGGAUAAGUGUCAAAAUCAUACCAAUUCGAAUACUUCAAUAGCAGUUGUCGAACCACUACCGACUCCCUUUUCGCGUUCUUCUUCUGCAACACCUCCACCUUCAUCUUCGCCAUCUACCCCCGUCAACAAUGCUCCUAUUCCAUCUUUAUCAAACGAUGCCAAAUUACCGCAUUCCUCAGCGAGUUCACCAUCAUCGAAAAAAUCUCAAAAAUCUCGAUUUUCGAAUCAUCAUGCUUCUGUGCUUCCGUCUUAUCCGCCAUUACCACCUUCACACAAUCGUCCAUCAAAUAAUAUCGCAACAUCAUCAUCAGGUUCAUCCUCUUCAGCCGAUGCUAGUCGAUCAUUACCAUCGGGUGACGUUAAUCAAUUGAAUGAUGCACGUGCUCGCCGCCGUCAUCGCGUUCAUUUAAGUAGUCCAUUGCCAAUCAAUGAGCAACAAAUGGAUAUGAAUUUCCUCUCAAAUCUCAGUCAGAAUGAUACACUAAAACGUCGACAACGUGAUCAACAGAUAAAUAAUCAUUUGAAACAAUAUCAUCAAGGAUCAUCCGAUGAUGAACAUGAAAUAUUAUCGAAGGCCAAUCCUUCACAGCCAGUUAUUGUUGUUGUUCAACCAAAACGACCAGUAAGACCAAGUUCAUCAGGAUCAUCUAUCGAAUCGAAUCCUAGUAAAUUAUCAUUUGAUGAUGAUGGUUAUUCUUAUGAACGUGAAACAAAUAUAAAUCCUCAACAGCAACAACAACAAAUACCAUUAAAAAUUACAAAAUCUUACGAUUCAAAUAAUAAUGCGGUAAAAGCAAGUGCGCGUCAACGUCGUCGUGAUAGUCGCAUGCAAUCAUCAAUUGAAUCAGCAAGCCAAAUAACACCAAAUAAUAGUAAUCAUGAAUUAUCACAUUCAACAUCGCAAGAUUCAAUCUCAAUUGAAAAUGAAAAGAAAAAAGAAGGAGAAAAAGAUAUAAAUGAUUUAAUUUUUAUGUUAACUGCUACAUUGAAAUUACUGCCAACACCAUCAGAAAAUGUACAAGAUUCUGGACCCGAUCCAAAUGAAUUCACCAAUAGUAGUAAUGAUAGUGAUAAAACAAUUGUUGAUGAGAACGGCUAUUCUCAUUCAUCAUCUGAUGAACAGAUUUCAAGGCCAUGGCCAUCUGGUGAUCGAACAAUGGAAAGCCCAUUGCAUCAAACGAAUCAUCUUCAUAAACGUUGCAAAGCACUAAAAGAGGAUUGUCUUAAAGAAAUCAGCCCAGAGAAACUACAACGUGUUUUAAACAUACUUGAAAAUGUCAGUCAAGCACAAAUGAAAAAUGAAAUGAUUACUGAGCUUGGUGAAUAUUUAUAUCAAAAAUAUGCUCCACAAAUAUUUUUACUCAAAUUUUAUGAAGACAAUUUACUUACACGUACAUAA
Molecule: messenger RNA, 2307 nt
Organism: Rotaria socialis
Lineage: Eukaryota; Metazoa; Rotifera; Eurotatoria; Philodinida; Philodinidae
Source: the annotation of a GenBank genome assembly